Molecule: messenger RNA, 3873 nt
Organism: Malurus melanocephalus (red-backed fairy wren)
Lineage: Eukaryota; Metazoa; Chordata; Aves; Passeriformes; Maluridae
Gene: FZD10
Product: frizzled class receptor 10
Exons: 1
Coding region: 772-2523 (583 amino acids)
Biological process (GO): canonical Wnt signaling pathway; non-canonical Wnt signaling pathway
Cellular component (GO): plasma membrane
Molecular function (GO): Wnt-protein binding; Wnt receptor activity
Source: RefSeq, a predicted model, not a curated record
UUUUACUUUACCCUCGAUUCAGCCGCCCCCAAAGCCCAGCUGCUCGGGGGGAGCGGAGCCGGCACAGGCACCGCGCACACGCCAGCCCUGCUCGCCAAAGCGCAGCGGAGCCGACCUAUCGCAAAGCCAGAGCAGAGGGCGAGGAGCGAGGGGGGGCUUUGCAGGCCCCCUCUUCAAUGGCUUAGAUAUUUCCUCCUCCUCCUCCUCCUCCUUUAUUCCGCACUCGGAUAAACCAAUCCCCACCUCUCGGCCAGAAAGUGCGGAGCUGUGACCCGUUGGAGGAGAGGAGAAUCCCCGGAGCCCAAAAGGCGCCCGGGACAUGUGCGAGUGGCAGCGGUGACCGCUCGGCUCUGCCCCGGACCCAAACUCGCCCGGCAUCGCCCCGGGGCCGGCAAGCGGCAGAGCGCGGAGGAACGAGCGGAGGCGAGCGCCGGGAGGACGGAUCGCCAAAGUGGAAGCCGGGGAGCAGAAAGUUGCCGGGCUGCCCGCAGUAAGUUGGGCGCAUCAGCGGAGCGGGGGCGCUUUCCCCCGGGCCGGCAGCCGCGGAGGGCGGCACUGCGCUCCCCGCUCCGCCCGGGCGAUGCUGCCCCGCUCCUCCAGCCCCGCGGCCCCGCCGCGCUCCGGGCCGAUGCUGCCGAUGCUGCCGCUGCUGCCGGGGAGGCCAGGGCCCGGCCGGCCGCUGCUCUGAGCCCCGGUCCCCCCGGUCCCCCCGGUCCCCCCGGUCCCCCCGGUCCCCUCCCGCCGCGCUCCGGCCGCUCUCCAGCCGCCACGAUGGGCCCGGCGGCCGCCCGGCGCUCCGCGCUGCUGCUCUGCUGGCUCAGCGGCUGCUGCGCGGCCAUCAGCUCCAUGGACAUCGACCGGCCCGGCGACGGGAGGUGCCAGCCCAUCGAGAUCCCCAUGUGCAAGGAUAUUGGCUACAACAUGACGAGGAUGCCCAACCUGAUGGGGCACGAAAACCAAAGGGAAGCUGCCAUUCAGCUGCACGAGUUUGCCCCCUUGGUGGAGUACGGGUGCCACAGCCAUCUGAAAUUUUUCCUGUGCUCCCUCUACGCCCCGAUGUGCACGGAGCAGGUCUCUACCCCGAUCCCAGCCUGCAGGGUGAUGUGCGAGCAGGCGAGGCUCAAGUGCUCCCCUAUUAUGGAGCAGUUUAAUUUCAAGUGGCCGGACUCGCUGGACUGCAGCAAGCUGCCCAACAAGAACGACCCCAACUACCUGUGCAUGGAAGCSCCCAACAACGGCUCGGAUGAGCCGCCCAGGGGAUCCAGCAUGCUGCCCCCCAUGUUCCGCCCGCAGCGGCCCAGCGGCGGCCACGAUCUGCAGCAGCACAAGGACAGCCUGGGCAGAGCGUCCUGCGAAAACCCCGGCAAGUUCCACCAUGUGGAAAAGAGCGCUUCCUGCGCGCCGCUCUGCACGCCRGGGGUUGAUGUUUACUGGAGCAGGGACGACAAGCAGUUUGCUGUCAUUUGGAUUGCCAUCUGGUCCAUCCUGUGCUUCUUCUCCAGCGCUUUCACCGUGCUCACUUUUCUCAUCGAUCCGCAGCGUUUCAAGUACCCCGAGAGGCCCAUUAUCUUCCUGUCCAUGUGCUACUGUGUCUACUCGGUGGGGUACAUCAUCCGCCUCUUCUCGGGGGCUGAGAGCAUCGCGUGUGACAGGGACAGCGGCCAGCUCUAUGUCAUCCAGGAGGGCCUGGAGAGCACSGGCUGCACCAUCGUGUUCCUGGUGCUGUAUUAUUUCGGCAUGGCGAGCUCCCUGUGGUGGGUGAUCCUGACUCUCACCUGGUUUCUGGCGGCUGGGAAGAAGUGGGGGCACGAAGCCAUCGAGGCCAACAGCAGCUAUUUUCACCUGGCAGCGUGGGCCAUCCCCGCAGUGAAGACCAUCAUGAUUUUGGUGAUGAGAAGGGUGGCUGGAGACGAGCUGACAGGGCUGUGCUAUGUGGGCAGCAUGGAUGUGAACGCCCUGACGGGCUUUGUGCUCAUUCCUUUGGCUUGUUAUCUAAUCAUUGGCACUUCUUUUAUUCUUUCUGGCUUUGUGGCCCUUUUUCAUAUCAGGAGGGUGAUGAAAACGGGUGGAGAAAACACYGACAAGUUGGAGAAACUUAUGGUCAGGAUUGGUGUCUUCUCAGUCUUGUAUACAGUGCCUGCAACUUGUGUGAUAGCUUGCUAUUUUUAUGAGAGACUGAACAUGGAUUAUUGGAAAAUCGUGGCAACUCAACAGAAAUGCAAGAUGAACAAUCAGACUAAAAAUUUAGACUGCAUGAUGAAUAACUCYAUCCCAGCAGUAGAAAUUUUUAUGGUCAAAAUUUUUAUGUUAUUAGUUGUGGGCAUUACUAGUGGCAUGUGGAUCUGGACUUCCAAGACUCUYCAAUCGUGGCAAAAUGUUUGUAGUCGGAGAUUAAAGAAGAGAAGYAGGAGAAAACCUGCAAGUGUUAUUACGAGUAGUGGAAUCUAUAAAAAACCUCAGCAUCCACAGAAAACUCACCUUGCAAAGUAUGAAUCAACAUUACAGCCGCCCACUUGUGUGUGACCAGGUGUUAGAAAAGACCCUCUCUCACCUUACAGACUUACAAAUGUCCACAGCAGCAGUCUGAAAUUUAAAAAAAAAAAAAAUGGUGCUCUUUUUUUUUUUUUUUUUGUCAGAACAGUUUAAUAUCUCAAGACACAAAAAUGUAUCAUGCUGAAUUCAGGACCUGGUGAAAAAACUGAAGGUAAAUGUACUCAUGGAAAGGUUUUCAGUGAAAGAAAUAUUGUGAAUGACAACAGGUCUGUUCUGUUACUAAUCUGUAGUUUAGUACAUUACAUCCAGCCCUCAGAUUAAAAAAAAAACCAACCAUAAAAACAGACUCAAACUCAGCAACAACCACCUAUUUAACUUUUUCGUGUAGCUGGGCUGGAUUUUCUUCAGCUUUCUGAGUAACAAGGUAUAGGCAAGUUUUAUGGAGCARUGGUUUGAUUUGAAAAGUGCCCGAGUGAGCUUUGUCUCUUGAGGGACUGGGGAGGCCCAUCCUGAGCAGGGAUUGAUCUGGGAAAGCAUCUCCGUGCUAACUUUAAAAUCCUUUACAGCUCCUCUCAGCCCUGUGCGUUUGGAGUGCCUAAAAAUAGGCUUAAUCUAUAAUGCUCACCAAUAUUCUUUCACCAAAAGAGAAACUUCCUGCACCAGACACAAACUUUGUGAAUAAGAAUAAUGUGCAAUACAUUUUUUUUUYCUUACCAUGACAUGAAAAGAGAAACAAGUAUUUUGCUGUACAUAAAGACAACAAAAGAAAUCUCUUAACAAAAGAACUAAGAGGUCUAGUCCUCAGAAACCCUUUAGUGUUACAUUUUGUGGCUUUUUAAUGGAAAUCAAGCCAAUGUUAUACACGUUUGGACUGAUUUGUGCGGAAAAAAAAGGGGGGGAUCAAUUCAAAGGGACCCAAAGGGCUUAUUGACUCUUUCUAUUGUUAAACAAAUUCUCACUAUGAAUAGAUCAAGAAGCACUAGAUUCUGCAAAGGGAAGCUUUGUAUAGAGUGAUGCUCUUUACUGUGCUGGGGGUGCACAGUUUUGUGCUGUAUAUAUUUGUAAUAUACAAUUAUUUUUCAUGCUCCACUAUUUUAUUAAAAAAUAAAAUAUGUUCUUUAGUUUGAUAAUUUUGUGUGUUCUAAACUUUCUCUGAUGUGCUUUGCGGUUAAUAAACUUGUUUUCUGGRAUAUUUUUUAAAAGCACACUUUGGAUAUAAUAGUUGUCGUUAUACUUGCCUGCAAGUAUAAACAGAGAGAACAGUAAUUUGCUUGAAAGAAAUUGCAAGUUGGAAUGAAAUAAAUGGAUUUUGAAGUUGCAUCUUUCGGUGAGCUUUGCAACUGAGAAAGCAGAACGGGAAGAAGCUUUAGUGAUGUAAAA